Messenger RNA from Hordeum vulgare subsp. vulgare (domesticated barley), 3201 nucleotides. RefSeq names its product nuclear intron maturase 3, mitochondrial-like. The record is from RefSeq and is a predicted model, not a curated record. Gene Ontology annotation, biological process: mRNA processing. NCBI's taxonomy places the organism in Eukaryota, Viridiplantae, Streptophyta, Magnoliopsida, Poales, Poaceae. Bases 110 to 2335 code for a protein of 741 amino acids. The transcript is spliced from 3 exons.
GCCCUUUCUUCGGCCCACGGGCCGGUCGCGGCGGUCGCAGCAAACUCGCGCUUUCCUCCCGCCCGCCGGCCGUCGCCGCCGCCCCCUUUCCACCUCCGCCGCGCCGCACAUGCUCCCCCGCCUCGCCCGCGCGCACCGCCGCGUCCUCCUCCCCACACCUCGCGCCCUCUCCACCUCCAGCACCACCGCCGCCCGCACCGUCGCUUCGCCGGCGCCGCUCUCCGCCGCGGAACUCGAGGUGCUGCUCCGCCGCGACCACUACUCCGCCUCCACCCGCCGCUUCCACUCCCUCCUCCCGCUCCUCUCCCACCCCUGCCUCCUCCUCGCCUCCGCCCUCCUCCUCCGCCACCGCUCCCACCCCUCCCUCCCCCUCUCCGACCAGCCCCCUCCUCUCCCCACCACCGCCACCGCCGCCGCGCCGCCCUCCCCCUCCUCCCACCUCCGCCUCAUCCUCCCCUCCCGCCUCAAGGGCCGCCCGCUCCCGCUCCCGUCCCUCCCGCUCCGCCUCGCCAUGCUCUCCGCGGCCUCCGCCCUCGACGCCGUCUUCGCCCCGCGUGCCGCCACCUUCGCCUACAGCGCCCGCCACGCCGCCAUCCGCUACCUCCGCUCCAUCCCCAACGCAACCUGGUUCUUCCGCGUCGCCAUCCCGCGCCAGCCCUUCGCCACCCGCCACGUCCGUCGCCUCCUCGACGGCAUCUCCGGCAAGGUCGAUGACCCCGGGUUCCUGGAUUACCUGCGCGAGCUGUUCCUGUCCGAUGCGAUAGCCUUCGAGCUCGGCGGCUCUGAGCUCUGUCGCGGGCUACCGCAGGAGUCGGAGCUCACCAGCACGCUGCUCAACAUUUUCUUUGAUCCUGUGGAUAGAGAGGUGAUGGCCAUCCGGGAGGAGGUGCACAAGAAGAAUCCUAGAGUCAAGGAUGACAGCGUUCGGCAUACGCCUGUGAGAGUGUAUGCCAUCCGGUAUCUCGACGAGAUGAUGGUUGUGACGUCCGGGUCGAAGAUGCUCACACUUGAGGUCAGAGAUAGGAUCCUCACGGUGUUGGAGAGGGAUUUGGAGGUGAAGGUUGACAGGUUUGGUAGCUCAGUUCACAGUGCAGUGUCAGAGAAGAUGGAAUUCCUCGGGAUGGAGUUCCAAGCCGUGCCGCCGUCAGUCUUACACCCUCCUAUGUCUGAGAAGGCGAAGAGGGCAAGGAAGAUGUAUCUGAAGAGGAAGGCAGCAGAGGCGCAGGAGCUGAAAAAUGCUCGUGAGACACGGAGGAAGAAGCUUGGGUUGAAGAUACUGAACCACUUGUUCAAGAAGGUCAGGCGUGGGCAUGAGUUUGAGUUUGGCUUCCGAAUUGAGGAUGAAGUGCGGCAGGAGUUCAAGGGCUGGGCAGAGGAGACAGUGGUCGAAUACUUCAAGUCACAGGAGCAUCGGCGUCAUUGGCACCGAUUGUUCACAUCUGGUGACUUCUUGUCGCUGAAUAGGGUGAGGGAUCAGUUGCCAUCAACAUUGGUGGACUCCUAUGAUCAAUUACAGGAAACACUCGAUAGGUUCUUGAUGCCGAGGAGGGGCCACGACAUCACCGAGGGUGAGGAGAUGCUAGCAGAGGAGGAGGAUGAGAGACAAUACGAGAAGAGGAUUGUUGAGGACUUGACAGAGUUGAAGAUGAGGGUCAAUGCGCCAAUAGAGCUUGUAAGAAAGGCGGUAAAGCUGGCUGGGUUCACAAAUUCCAUGGGACGGCCACGGCCAAUAAAGCUACUUAUCUGUCUGGAUGAUGCAGAUAUCAUCAAAUGGUAUGCUGGUGUGGGGAGGAGGUGGCUAGAUUUCUUUUGCUGCUGUCGGAAUUUCAAGAUGGUCAAAAUUGUUGUGAGUUAUCACUUGAGGUUCUCCUGUUUCUUGACAUUGGCGGAGAAGCAUGAAUGCACCAAGAGGCAAGCAAUUAGCCAUUAUACAAAGGAUUUGAAGGUGAUAAAUGAAAAUGGAGUGCCUGAAGUGUACUUCCCAACAGAGAAGGAGAUCAAGAUGAUGGGUGAUAAGAAUCUCUCCGAUCCAAAGUCUGUGGAUGGGGCCCUGACAAUGAUCUUGGUCAGGUUGGCGGUCGAUGACACCUCCUUCCCAUGCCUGGCUCAUUUUUGUGUUGGAACAGACACUGCCCUUUACCGGAUACGUCUUUUGCAGAAUCGCCUAAAUGUUGAUCCUUUGAAUGAAAAGAAGUGGGUCCAAGGGCUAAGUGCCAUUCAUGAGAGUCUGAACAAGAAAUGCCUUCCACUGUGCUCCAUACAUGCAAGCGAUCUACUUCUUGGCAAGAUUACUCUCCAAGAUAUUGAUUGUACUCAGUUUGUUGAUGUGGUGUGAACAGAAAAAACAACUUGCACGAUACCUCGUUUGAAACAUAAAGCUCACAUAAAGAUGCAAUACUGCAGUGUUUGCCAAGUCUAUUUUAGUGCUAAUUGCAUUUGACAUUGUACAUAUCCUGGAUAUCCACCCUGUCAUUCGGUAGAGCAAAUACUGAUUAGUUUUUUUUUCAGAGGAAUGAUGUGGUAUGCUAGUGUAUCAUUGCAUGUGCAAACUAACUUCAUAUCAGUUUUACUCAGGGUUGUUUUCUUCAAUCAUCCAAAUAUCAUUGCUGCAGCCUGCUGACUGCAGGGUUUGUCUGCUGGAUUCAUUUCUGAAAUUCUGAAUACCAUUAGCUUGAGUAUGAUGUACAAGUAGGUCUUUGGCAGGGGCUCUUUACAACAUCUAUGUUAGGUCAAUAUUCAAUCAGAGCAAUACUUUAUGUUUAAAUGUUUCCAUCUACAAAUGCCUAAGUGCUUCCUUUUGCCUUUCAGUACUCCACAUGGGUUUCACACGGUGUAAGCAAUGUUGAUGGGGUGCAUCUAUAUCAAGCCAUUGCCCCCUUGGAAUUGUAUGUUCUGUGAGCAAGUUGGCAUACCAGUUUACUCUGUUAUAGUAGAACUUUUUUAUGGCAUGUUGAUCUCUUCUCUUGUCAAAUGUUCUGACCAAAGCUUUAGUGUGUAUCCUUCAUUUUCUAGAGUACUAGGUGUCAGCUAUGAUUUUGAACACCAUUGGAGGGAUACACCCAAGAACGAAUGAACCACCCAAAUUGCACAAAGAAUUUCACUAGAAUCGCCAGUUACAAAUUAAGACAAGUUGGUGUCUGGCCCAUUGUAUAUGUGUGCUAUAUUUGGAAGGCUUUGACAUAAACUUCUGGAAUUGCUGUA